Messenger RNA from Microthlaspi erraticum, 528 nucleotides. NCBI's taxonomy places the organism in Eukaryota, Viridiplantae, Streptophyta, Magnoliopsida, Brassicales, Brassicaceae. The record is from the annotation of a GenBank genome assembly.
AUGGAUAAGAUGAAUCAGGCUAUUGAGAAGAUGAAGAUGUUAGUAGGUAUGGAGGUUGAAGACGAGGAACGAGCUGCUGAGGAGGAACGAUCACUCUCGUUCAUGGAAGAUCUUAAUCAAAAUUGCGCUUUAUCUACCAAACAGAGAUUCUACGGCUUUGCAAUUUGCUUGUCAGCAGGCUUGACUUGUACACUUUUGUCAAUGCUUGUUUUCUUCAAUCCGGUCAAGUUUGGCAUCACAUUCACUCUGGGAAAUUUGAUGGCACUUGGGAGCACAGCAUUCCUUAUAGGCCCACGGCGGCAGGUGACAAUGAUGCUUGACCCAGCUCGUAUAUACGCUACCGCUUUGUAUCUAGCAAGCAUUAUCAUUGCCUUAUUUUGUGCUCUCUAUGUUCGUAACAAGCUUCUGACGCUGCUGGCUAUCAUUCUUGAGUUCUCUGGUCUAAUUUGGUAUAGCUUGAGCUACAUCCCUUUUGCUAGGACCAUGGUCUCAAAGGUCUUCAUGACUUGUUUCGACACCGAGUUUUAA